Sceloporus undulatus (fence lizard) is the source of this 9324-nucleotide messenger RNA. RefSeq names its product fatty acid synthase (gene FASN). Gene Ontology annotation, molecular function: 3-oxoacyl-[acyl-carrier-protein] synthase activity; phosphopantetheine binding; fatty acid synthase activity. Bases 271 to 7803 code for a protein of 2510 amino acids. The record is from RefSeq and is a predicted model, not a curated record. NCBI's taxonomy places the organism in Eukaryota, Metazoa, Chordata, Lepidosauria, Squamata, Phrynosomatidae. The transcript is spliced from 44 exons. Gene Ontology annotation, biological process: fatty acid biosynthetic process. Gene Ontology annotation, cellular component: cytoplasm.
GCUAGAGGCAGGCACUCGGGAAGGAGGGACCACAGACCCGGCGCCAGCGCCAGCGCCAGCGCCAUCGCCCGCCUCCGUCCUGCGCAUCCGCCGCCAGAGUCAGUGCCCAGUGGCCCAAGAAGGACCCAGCAGCAGCAGCAGCGCCAGCAGCAGCAGCAUCCUCCCCCGGACCCCAGGCACCCGCCGCCUCUUGUGGCCCCAGCCAGCAGGGACCUCGCCUGGCCCCCGGGAACAGCAGCAGCAGCAGCAGCAGCAGGGACAAGUUGAGAGAUGGAGGACGUGGUGAUUGCAGGCAUAGCAGGGAAGCUGCCGGAAUCAGAAAACUUGCAGGAGUUUUGGGAAAACUUAAUAAAUGGAGUGGACAUGGUUACAGAGGAUGACCGGAGAUGGAAGCCAGGAAUUUAUGGACUCCCCAAGAGAAAUGGAAAACUCAAGGACAUCAGCAAAUUUGAUGCCUCCUUUUUUGGUGUACAUCCCAAACAAGCCAACACAAUGGAUCCUCAACUUCGUCUGCUCUUGGAAGUCUCUUAUGAAGCCAUUUUGGAUGGUGGUAUUAAUCCAGCUGCAAUUCGGGGCACAGAAACAGGAGUGUGGAUUGGUGUGAGUGGGUCAGAAGCUGGUGAAGCACUCAGUGUGGACCCCGAACAAUUGCUGGGCUACAGUAUGACUGGCUGUCAGCGUGCUAUGUUUGCCAACAGAAUUUCCUACUUCUUUGACUUCAAAGGCCCAAGUAUGUCUAUUGACACAGCAUGUUCCUCAGCCCUUGUUGCUCUGGACAAUGCUUGCAAAGCAAUUCGAAGUGGGCAGUGUGAAUCAGCCCUUGUAGGAGGAGUCAAUCUCAUAUUGAAACCCACCACUUCUGUGCAGUUCAUGAAGCUUGGCAUGCUUAGUCCUGAAGGUGCCUGCAAGUCCUUUGACGCUUCAGGGAAUGGAUAUUGCCGCUCAGAAGCUGCUGUAGUUGUAUUCUUGACCAAGAAAUCAAUAGCCAAAAGGAUAUAUGCUACCAUUGUCAAUUCUGGUUGUAACACAGAUGGAUAUAAGGAGCAAGGUGUAACAUUCCCCUCUGGAUGGAUGCAACAACAGCUGGUGAGUUCUCUGUACAGAGAGUCUGGAAUUGAGCCUGAAGAGGUUGAAUAUAUAGAAGCUCAUGGCACAGGCACCAAGGUUGGGGAUCCUCAGGAAGUGAAUGGCAUUGUCAGUGUCUUUUGCCAAUCAGAUCGGCCUCCACUGUUGAUUGGAUCAACUAAGUCUAACAUGGGACAUCCAGAACCUGCUGCUGGCCUUGCAGCUUUAGCAAAGGUGAUUCUGUCUUUAGAACAUGGCAUGUGGGCACCCAACCUUCACUACAAUACCCCAAAUCCAGAUAUUCCUGCCUUACAAGAUGGUCGCCUCCAAGUAGUUACUGAGCCAACUCCCACAAAAGGUCACAUAGUUGGUGUCAAUUCCUUUGGCUUUGGAGGUUCAAAUGCCCAUAUCAUCCUGAGACCCAACAAGAAGAAAUCACCCGCACUGGAGACUCCUCCAUUGCCACGAUUGGUACAGUUUUGUGGAAGGACUCAAGAAGCAGUAGAGACAUUAAUAGAACAGAGCAGAAAUCUUCAGGAGCAUACCACAUUUCUAAGCAUGCUCAAUGAUGUCUCUGGGAUCCCUGUGUCAUCCAUGCCUUAUAGGGGCUACACCUUGAUUGGCAGUGAAAAUGAUGUAAAGGAAGUUCAGAGUGCUCAGUCCUCAGGGAGACCUUUGUGGUACAUUUGCUCAGGCAUGGGAACCCAGUGGAAAGGCAUGGGUCUUAGCUUAAUGAAGCUUGAUCGUUUCCACCAGUCCAUCUUGCGUUCAGAUGAGGCUCUGAAAGACACAGGUCUAAAGGUGUCUGAUCUACUCCUUCAUGCAGAUGAGAACACAUUUAAUGAAACUGUUAAUGCAUUUGUUGGACUUGCUGCUAUUCAGAUUGCUCAGAUUGAUCUUUUGAAGGCUGUUGGUUUGCAACCUGAUGGAAUCAUUGGUCACUCAGUUGGAGAGCUGGCCUGCGGGUAUGCGGACAACUCCUUAAGUCAUGAAGAGGUCAUUCUUGCUGCCUACUGGAGAGGGCGCUGCGUUAAAGAGGCCAAACUGCCUCCAGGAGGCAUGGCUGCUGUUGGUAUGACAUGGGAAGAGUGUAAGCGUAAGUGCCCUCCAGGAGUGGUGCCUGCCUGCCACAACUCUGAAGACACAGUCACUGUUUCAGGCCCUCAGGAUCUAGUGUCCCAGUUUGUGUCUAAACUGAAAGGAGAAGGUAUAUUUGCCAAAGAAGUGCUCAGUGCUGGAGUUGCUUUCCACUCUUGCUAUAUGGCAUCAAUUGCACCAGUCCUGCUUAGUGCUCUGCAAAAGGUUAUUCCCAGUCCAAAGCCACGUUCAUCUCGCUGGAUCAGCACCUCCAUCCCUGAAUCUCAGUGGCAAACUGAACUGGCUCAGAAUUCCUCAGCUGAGUACCAUGUGAAUAACCUUGUGAGCCCAGUUUUGUUCCAGGAAGGCCUGAGGCAUAUUCCAGAAAAUGCUGUUGUAGUAGAAAUUGCCCCACACUCCCUUUUACAGGCAAUCUUAAGGAGAGCUUUGAAACCAACCUGUACCAUCUUACCUUUGAUGAAGAGAGAACAUAAAAACAACCUGGAAUUCUUCCUGACACAUGUUGGAAAAAUCCACAUGACAGGAAUAAAUGUCCUUGCAAACAAUCUCUAUCCACCUGUGGAAUAUCCUGCCCCUGUGGGAACUCCACUCAUCUCUCCAUACAUUCUUUGGGACCACAGCCAGACAUGGGAUGUGCCCAAAGUUGAAGAUUUCCCAACAGGUUCUGGGAAUUCUGGAGCAGCAACAGUCUACAAUAUUGAUGUGAAUCCUGAAUCAACUGACCAUUAUUUGAUGGGUCACUGUAUUGAUGGCAGAGUUCUCUAUCCAGCAACUGGCUACCUAGUACUAGCUUGGCGCACACUGGCACGCUCUCUGGGAACUUCCCUAGAAGAAAUGCCCAUCAUGUUUGAAGAUGUUACAAUCCAUCAGGCAACAAUACUUCCAAAGAAAGGCUCAACACAACUAGAGGUUAGACUCAUGCCUGCUUCCCAGCGAUUUGAAGUGUCUGGGAAUGGAAAUCUGGCUGUAAGUGGAAAAAUUUCCCUUUUGGAAGAAACUGCUCUGAAUAACCUUCGUAAUCAGCAAAUUGAUUUGGGGAUCCAACCUAGCCCAGAUAUCCACUUAUCAAAGGGAGACAUUUACAAAGAGCUUCGCCUACGUGGUUAUGACUAUGGGCCAACAUUCCAGGGACUCCUGGAAUCCAGUAGCGAUGGGAAUACUGGGAAGGUGUUGUGGAAUGGUAACUGGGUGACAUUCCUGGAUACUUUGUUGCAUUUAAUCAUCUUGGGGGAAAUGGGAAGAAGUCUUCGCUUGCCAACCAGAAUCCGCUCUGUAUGCAUUGAUCCAAAACUACACAAAGAGCGUGCACACACAUAUGACAGUGAGAUAGAAGCUUUCAAUGCUGUUGUAGACCGUUGCCUUGAUACCAUCACAGCAGGCGCUGUUCAGAUCUCUGGUCUUCAUGCCAGUGUGGCUCCUCGACGACAGCAGGAACAGAUCUCUCCCACACUGGAAAAAUUUUGCUUUGUGCCCUACAUGGAGGAUGGCUGCUUGUCCUCCAUUGCUCAGCUUCAGUCCAGCUUUGAACACUGCAAAGUGUUGAUCCAGAACCUACAAAAGAAGAUAGCAAAGCAUGGGGUCAAGUUAGCUAUCCCAGGACUAGAGACAGUAAAGACCUCUCCACAGAUGGAACCUGGGCAGAAGGGUCUUCUGCACAUACUUGCUGAGAUCUGUCACCUGGAGCUCAAUGGAAACCUGCACUCAGAACUAGAACAAGUUGUGACUCGAGAGAAGCUGCAUCUUCAGGAAGAUCCCCUUCUCAAUGGCCUGCUGGAUUAUGCUGCACUGAAGACUUGUGUAGACAUAGCACUGGAGAACAUCACAGGUUAUAGAAUGAAGAUAGUAGAGGCUCUGGCAGGAGAUGGACACUUAUAUACACGGGUUACAAGCAUCUUAAAUACUCAGCCAAUGCUGCAACUAGACUACAUUGCCACUGACCGAACAUUAGAAAUCCUGGCAUCAAAGGAGACCUAUUUUCAGGAAAUUGGUAUUUCCACUGAGCAAUGGGAUCCUGCUAACCCUCCCUCUGGAAGUCUGGUGAAUGCUAACCUCCUAGUUUGCAAUUGCUCCCUGAAUACUUUCAAGAAUCCAGCAAAGGUGCUCUCCAACAUGGCAGCAACUGUGAAGGAUGGUGGUUUUAUCUUACUGCAUACUCUUCUAAAAGGGGAAAUUCUGGGAGAAAUAGUUGGCUUUCUCACUUCUCCAGAGCUUCAAGACAAACCAAGUGUUCUGACUCAGGUAGAAUGGGAGGAGUUAUUUAGGAAGGCCAGUCUGAAAUUGGUGGCUACAAAAAGAUCCUCCUUUGGCGCAGCUAUCUUCUUAUGCCGUCGGCCACUUCCCGUGAAGAAACCUAUUUUCCUGCCUGUAGAGGAAACUAAUUACAAAUGGGUGGAACCUUUGAAGGAAAUGCUAGCAGAUACUUCCGACCAGCCUAUAUGGCUAACUGCUACUACCUGUAGUACUUCAGGAAUUGUUGGUAUGGUGAACUGUCUACAUCAAGAACCUGGAGGCCACAGAAUCAGGUGCCUUUUUGUUUCCAACCUGAACAUAUCUUCUGCUAAGCCUCCCACCAACCCUUCUGCCAAGGAGAUGCAGGAAAUUCUCCAAAAUGACUUGGUGAUGAAUGUUCAUCGUGAUGGAAAAUGGGGUUCUUUCAGACAUCUCCAGCUGAAACAAGCUCAGUCUCAAGAGAUGACUGAAUAUGCAUUUGUGAAUGUAUUGACACGUGGGGAUCUUUCCUCUCUUCGCUGGAUUGCUUCCCCACUACGCCACUUCCAUACAACGAACCCCAAUGUCCAACUCUGCAAGGUCUAUUAUGCAUCUCUCAAUUUCCGUGACAUUAUGUUGGCCACAGGAAAACUCUCCCCAGAUGCCAUCCCAGGAAACUGGGCAUUACAGCAAUGCAUGCUGGGAAUGGAAUUUUCAGGAUGUGACUCUGCUGGGAAAAGAGUGAUGGGACUGCUACCAGCUAAAGGACUGGCUACCGUUGUAGACUCUGACAAGAGAUUCCUAUGGGAAGUGCCACAAAACUGGACUCUACAAGAAGCAGCCUCUGUACCUGUGGUAUAUGCCACUGCUUACUAUUCUUUGGUGGUUCGAGGUGGCGUGAGGAAGGGCGAGUCUGUGCUUAUUCAUUCAGGCUCAGGUGGUGUUGGCCAAGCAGCCAUUGCUAUUGCCCUGAGCAUGGGCUGCCGUGUGUUUACUACUGUAGGUUCUAAAGAGAAACGUGACUAUCUCCAAAAAAGAUUCCCUCAACUUGAUGCAAACAGCUUUGCCAGCUCCAGAAACACCUCUUUUGAGCAACAUGUUCUGAGAAUCACCAAUGGUAGAGGUGUUGACCUGGUGCUGAACUCUUUGUCAGAAGAGAAGCUCCAGGCUAGCCUGCGUUGCCUUGCUCGACAUGGGCGUUUCUUGGAAAUAGGCAAAUUUGAUCUGUCCAACAACACACCCCUUGGAAUGGCCCUUUUCUUGAAGAAUGUGGCUUUUCAUGGGAUCCUAUUAGAUGCCAUUUUUGAAGAGGGAAAUGAAGAGUGGGAAAUAGUGUCAGACUUGCUCACAAAGGGCAUCAAAGAUGGGGUGGUAAAACCUCUAAGAACAACUGUUUUCAAAAGAGAAGAGGUAGAACCUGCAUUCAGAUACAUGGCACAAGGGAAACAUAUUGGGAAAGUUGUCAUCCAGGUUCAUGAAGAAGAGAAUCAAAACCCCACAAAGGAAGCUAAGCUAAACCAGCUCCCUGCCAUAUCUCGAACAUCUUGCCCACCAAACAAGUCAUAUAUAAUCACAGGAGGCCUUGGGGGAUUUGGCCUGGAACUGGCUCAAUGGCUGAUAGAAAGAGGAGCAAAAAGACUGGUGCUAACAUCUCGAUCUGGCAUCCGAACAGGUUACCAGGCUAAACGGGUCCAAGAGUGGAAACAAUUUGGAAUCCAAAUUCUUAUCUCAACCAGUGAUGCUGGGACUCUUGAAGGGGCACAACGCUUAAUACAAGAAGCUUCUCAACUUGGGCCAGUUGGAGGCCUCUUCAACUUGGCUAUGGUCUUGAAAGAUGCAAUGCUGGAAAAUCAGACCUCAGAGCUUUUCUGUGAAGUCAACAAACCCAAGUAUUCAGGCACACUUCAUCUGGACCAGAUAACCCGUCAAAAGUGCCCAGAACUGGACCAUUUUGUAGUCUUCUCUUCAGUCAGUUGUGGAAGAGGCAAUGCUGGGCAGAGUAACUAUGGUUUUGCCAAUUCUGCCAUGGAGCGUAUAUGUGAACAGAGAAGGCAUGAUGGGCUUCCAGGCUUAGCUAUACAAUGGGGUGCUGUUGGUGAUGUUGGUGUUGUCCUGGAGACAAUGGGCAGUAAUGACACUGUGGUUGGUGGAACUUUACCCCAGAGGAUCAGCUCAUGCUUGGAUGUUUUGGAUCACUUCCUCAACCAGCCUCACCCUGUCAUGUCGAGUUUUGUUCUGGCAGAAAAGUUGUUGACAAAAAGUGAUGGAGGCAGCCAGCGUGACCUUGUGGAAGCUGUUGCUCACAUUCUUGGUGUACGAGAUGUGAGCAGCUUGAAUGCUGACACUUCCCUGGCUGAUCUAGGUUUGGAUUCCCUAAUGGCAGUAGAGGUACGCCAAACCCUGGAGAGGGACUAUGAUAUUGUAAUGGCAAUGAGAGAUGUUCGAUUGCUUACCAUUAACAAGCUUCGGGAAUUUUCUUCCAAAUCAGGGACCACAGACACAUUAUUCCAGGAGACAAAAGGUAAUCAGGCUGAACAACCCAGACUGGACUUGAAUAAACUAUUGGUGAAUCCAAAUGGACCAACAAUCAUGCAACUCAACAAGGUGGAGAGCACUGAGCUUCCUCUCUUCCUCAUUCACCCCAUUGAAGGAUCUCUCACAGUGUUCAACACUCUUGCCUCUAAGCUCCAUAUACCAAGCUAUGGACUUCAGUUUACCAAAGCUGCUCCUUCGGACAGUAUAAAGAGCCUGGCAUCCUAUUACAUUGAUUGCAUAAAGCAAGUACAGCCAGAUGGCCCCUAUCGAAUUUCAGGAUACUCCUUUGGUGCCUGUGUAGCUUUCGAAAUGUGUUGUCAGCUCCAAGUUCAACAGAAUCCCUCCUGUUUACCCAACAGCCUUUUCCUGCUUGAUGGUUCUCAUUCGUAUGUAGCAGCACACACACAGAGCUACAGAGCCAAGCUAACUCCAGGAAAUGAGGCUGAAGCAGAGACUGAAGCAUUGUGUGCCUUUAUUCAGCAGUUCACUGGCAUGGAAUAUAAUAAGUUGCUAGAGGUCCUUCUGCCCCUGCCAGAUCUGGAAGCUCGUGCCAAUGCUGCUGCAGAUCUGAUAACUCAGAAUCACAAGGACAUCAGCCAUGAGGCACUCACUUUUGCAGCUACUUCAUUUUAUCAUAAACUGAAGGCAGGAGAAAAGUAUAUACCAGAAUGCAAGUAUCAUGGCAAUGUGAUGCUGCUGAAAGCAAAGACACACAAUGAAUUUGGAGAAGGACUUGGAGGAGACUACAAACUUUCAGAGGUCUGUGAUGGGAAAGUAUUUGUCCAUAUCGUUGAAGGGGACCACUGCACCAUCCUGGAGGGAGAUGGCGUUGAGUCAAUUACUGGGAUCAUUCACAGCUCACUAGCAGAAUCCCGGGACAGUGUUCGAGAGGGCUAGAUGUUUCAGAAACUCUGCUGUCAUUGUUAGAGAGAAUUCAAACCUAGCUCUUAUGACAACCCCAAGGAACUCUUCCUGUAAACCAUCAUAUCAUCUGCUCUGCAGCCAGACAUAGGGAGCCCUGUUGAUCAGCAUCCCUCUUCCUCUCUCUUCCAACCAGUGACUGUUUUUGCAACUGUUGCAAGGACCUAUGCUGAUGGCAAGAAUUUACACCAUUUGGCAGUAUGAAAAUUAGGACCAGAUGUGUGUGUGUGUGUGUGUGUGUUGUACUAUGUAUUGUAUUGUUGUCUUAGAAGUGUUCCUAAGUGAAAUUAACCAAGCUCAGUGAGCAAGGAGGGAAGCUGCAGCUGAUUUUGGAGACACCUUUGUCUGUGAAGAGUCAGUCUGUAGCAAUAUCAGUAAGUUAAUUCUAUUAAGGGUUUUUAUUGUUUUGUUUUUUUGUAAUUCUUACUUUUAAUUUGAAAUAUAUAGAUAUUUAUUGCAUUGUUAACUUCACUUAGAUUGUUUUAAUAUGUCACUGACUAAAUGAUAAGGACAAAAUAUUCCACUGUGGAGUAUUUUUUUCUGCUGCUUUGUUGCCUCAGUUUUUUUUUAAAUUUAAAUCAAAAUUCACCUCUUGAAAAAUGGGGUCAGACUGGAAGGCAGAUUCCCAGCCAAAUAACACAUUCCUGUGCAGAAGGGUUGUAUUAUUUCUGCUAAAUUGCAAGUCCUUUUGAGACUAGAAUGGUUUGGUAGUUCAGAGCACGUAACACAUGUUUCUCUUACCAGAGGUUGGAGCUUAAAAUCUUGGGUAUCUCUUACAUCCAUUUGGGGACUGUACAGAUUAGGCAUAUGCAGUUUUCUGUGCUCUGCGUCAUAAUUUUUCCCUGAAAGUUUUUAAUCUAGAUUCUUGAUUUCUCCCACUUUCAACCUGAAGGAGCAGGAUUUAGAUUUCACAUGGUUUCUUAUUGAUAAUAACUUGAUUUAACCCUCCUACAGCUGAGCCAUUUCCUUCUUCAGUUCUUCAAAAUGCAAAGCUCUUCAGCAGUUAUCAUGGUUUGCUGAAAGCAACUUAGUAAAAAAAAGGGGGGGGGAAAUAGAACAUUUUCUAGCUUCUUCUAUGUUGGAUAUUCUGUGUUGGAUAGAGAAAUCAGUGCAUCUUUGCUGCACCAAUGAUACAGAGGAAACGUGCUAGUAUCAUACAGGAUUGCUGUGCCUGUCCAAACAGCUUUAGAAUCCAGUGUCUCAGCUGGAUUAUUUUACCAGCAUUGGGGCACAGAGACCUGCACACCCAUCCCCUAACCCUUGGGAGUGAGUGGUCUAGGCCAUCCUCUGUGGACAAGCAGCUAGGUGACUGGUUUUAGUUCUUAAUUUUAAGGGGAAAUUCCUUUGAAAUCUGAAAUGUAAAAUGAGAACAUUUCCAGUUUGUUAUGUUGUGAUUGCUUCUUCUUUUUCUUCUUUUUUAACAUUCCUUUGAUGAAAAAGCUCUGGGGUGUCCUUUCUUCUAUGGCUCUCCUGUAAUUAAAUGCAACUUAAACUCUA